AUGCAGGCGCAUGUACAGGCGCAUGUACAGGUUAUGGGAACUGAUAGGAGGGCGGUAAAGGGGCCGGAGUCUCUGCGAUCUGCCAAUCACCUUUCGGGGUCGUCAUCGCCGACGUCAGUGGAGUCGAUUGGUACGCCGCUGAAACAGAUGCAAGGAGGCGGUGGGGUGGUUGGGCCGGUGCACAGUGAUGAUAAAGCGGCGGUUGUGGUGGCGGUUCGUGAAGAUGGGGCAGGGUAUCCGAUUCAUGAACGGGCGAGUUUGGUUGAGAAGGGCCCGUAUAUUGAAGAUUUGGAGGACGAGAAAGUACUGCUGAACCGCACACUGAGUGGUCGGCGCGCACUCAAGUCGCGGCGGGCAGCGGGUCAAGAGGCGGUUAAGAUGCCUGCACCUCCGCGGGAGUCGCAGAAGCACGCACGGAUCUUCCCCGUGGAAGCGCACGAGAAUAGGUCUAGGAUUUCCAGCGAUGUUGGUGGCGCCAGCGUGGCCAGCGUGGCUGCCGCUGCUACUACGAUCGCUAGUGCAGACGCUGGUGCUGGGUCGGUCGCUACGGCUACGGCUGCCGCUGCCACAGCAGCUGCACUGCGCCGACGGUCCUCCGUUUUUCUGAACGAUGGGACCAUCAAGGCAUCUGAAUCAGCUACGGCAGAGAUCAAGAAGAUGCGUGAAUCUUUGUUAAUCAAGAGGGAGAUGAAGCGCAAACAAAAGCAUUUUCUAGAUGAUGAUCGUGUGCUUGUCGGUAACAAAGUCAGCGAGGGCCACGUCAACUUUAUUAUCGCGUACAACAUGCUCACGGGUAUCCGCGUCGCCGUUUCGCGGUGUUCGGGCAUCAUGAAGCCGUUAACACCCAGGAACUUCCAUCAAACUAAAAAACUUGCAUUUGAUUACCACGGUAACGAGUUGACGCCGAGCUCACAGUACGCCUUCAAGUUUAAGGACUACUGCCCUGAAGUAUUUAGAGAACUUCGGGCUCGGUUCGGACUGGAUCCAGCCGAUUACUUGAUGUCAUUGACUUCCAAGUAUAUUCUAAGCGAGUUGAACUCACCGGGUAAAUCAGGAUCCUUCUUCUACUUUUCCAGAGACUAUAAGUAUAUUAUUAAGACGAUCCAUCAUUCCGAGCAUAAACAUUUGAGACGCGUGUUGAAAGACUACUACUAUCACGUAAGAGACAACCCAGAUACUCUUGUUUGUCAGUUUUAUGGACUACAUCGGGUUAAAAUGCCAAUUUCUUUUAAAAAUAAAGUUAAAAAUAGAAGAAUAUACUUCAUUGUGAUGAAUAAUUUAUUCCCUCCACAUUUGGAAAUGCAUACCACGUUUGAUUUAAAGGGUUCUACACUGGGUCGGUACACUGAUGUUUCCAAAGUUGACGAAGACGUCCGCCCUGUACUAAAGGAUUUAAAUUGGUUGGAACAACAACUGAAUAUUCAGUUUGGUCCUUUCAAAGGACGUAAAUUUCUCACCCAGUUGAAGAAGGAUGUCGAAUUCCUCUCACGCUUAAAUAUCAUGGAUUAUUCUUUGUUAUUAGGAAUUCAUGACAUUAACGCAGCAGCAGCCAGUGGUGAUGAUAUACCUGCGAUGAUACCGGAGUCAUCAGGAAAAUUUGCCACCAAACUCCCUAAUAACACUAAUAACACCAUCACAAAGGCUGUAGGCGGCCAUUACUUCCAGAGGGACGAAGGUGGUAUACGGGCUUCCGACUCGGAAAACAGAGACCUAAACAUAAUAUACUACGUCGGUAUCAUUGACUGUCUAACCAACUACUCUCUUUUGAAAAAAUUAGAAACCUUUUGGAGGGGGCUAAGUCACGAUCUGUAUGCGGUAAGUGCUAUUCCGCCCAACGACUACGCCUUAAGGUUUUAUAAAUUCAUAGAAGAAUCUGUCACUAGAGACAAACCACACACUAAGAAUGAAUAG
Molecule: messenger RNA, 1911 nt
Organism: Eremothecium cymbalariae DBVPG#7215
Lineage: Eukaryota; Fungi; Ascomycota; Saccharomycetes; Saccharomycetales; Saccharomycetaceae
Gene: MSS4
Product: 1-phosphatidylinositol-4-phosphate 5-kinase
Exons: 1
Coding region: 1-1911 (636 amino acids)
Biological process (GO): phosphatidylinositol metabolic process
Molecular function (GO): phosphatidylinositol kinase activity
Source: RefSeq, a predicted model, not a curated record